Messenger RNA from Sclerotinia sclerotiorum 1980 UF-70, 2655 nucleotides. RefSeq lists its product as hypothetical. Gene Ontology annotation, cellular component: cytosol; cell periphery. NCBI's taxonomy places the organism in Eukaryota, Fungi, Ascomycota, Leotiomycetes, Helotiales, Sclerotiniaceae. Gene Ontology annotation, biological process: protein K48-linked deubiquitination. The record is from RefSeq and is a predicted model, not a curated record. The coding region runs from base 1 to 2655 and encodes 884 amino acids. Gene Ontology annotation, molecular function: K48-linked deubiquitinase activity; cysteine-type deubiquitinase activity; cysteine-type carboxypeptidase activity. The transcript is spliced from 2 exons.
AUGUCGUCCGCAACUAACACCGAGCCCAACAUUUGGAGCGAAGAGGGACAUUCUCAUCCUGAUCCUAGCAGCAUCCCCGAUAGUUUAAGAGUUGGGCCUUCGAGGGUCCCUCCUAAGCCUUCUGACGAUGUGUUGAAGCCUAAUACCUCGACCACUAAUCCAUUUUUGAGGAGGCAACAAUCACAUACUUCACAAAAUGUAGUAUCUGACAAAAACGAAAGUAGUGCAGAUAUUUGGAACGAGCUUACAGAGAAACCCACACACCCAGAAUACCCACCCCCGCCUCCUCCUCCUGUGUCUGAAGUAACCCAACAACUUUCGAACAUGGAAGUGUCUGGACAAAAUCCCAAUCCAUGGCAGCCCGUUACGAAUGAAAAACAGCCUAUACAAAUGUCCAACCUCCAACGAGAAGAUUCGGGAAACGAAGCCUGGUCAGGCGCGAAUCCCCAAAAUAUCAUUACUCCCGAGUCAUCCGAACAGUCGCAGCAGCAUGUCUUAGUAGACAUUGAUGAACCUGAAUCGCCGGCAUGGGAUGAGGAUGAUUACGACGAAGGAGACGACGAGGAAGAAAUUCCGGCUGAUUCUAAGAAGCCGAUAUUGCCUACGGAUGAAACGCAUGAGAUACUAGAAGGCCAGCAUGCAUGGGAUUCUGCUAAUGGUAAAGGAUCAAAUCAAACCCAAACAGCAGUGCCGGUUCAGCCCCCUGGGCACAAUCAAUACUCGAGCCCCUCUGCGGAAGGAUGGAAUCUUAUUGACCAUGAUGUUAUACUGGAUAAUGCCCAGCAAAGCGGUGUUAUUGGAGUAGAUGGCACGCAGAUCUCUACUUUACCCUCUGAAGAAGUUCCUCCGGCGCUUCCACCGCGAAACUCUCGAGAUCAUCCCCCCGUUCAACCUGCGCGACCUGUUGUAGAUGCGGCAAACACAGCCACAAGCUCGAUUAUGACUCCUGAUGUAAUCGCAUCCGUUGAAAGACAAAAGAAAGAGACGUACGAGAUCAAGAAAAUAUCUUGGCAUGAUGUUAAUGCCGGACACAACCCUAGAGUUUCACCUAUCCUGGUGCAAAAUGCUAAUGGGCCUUGUCCGCUAUUAGCUCUUGUGAAUGCUCUGACUUUAUCGACCCCUGCCGGUGUGGAGACUGCUUUGAUUGAGACACUUCGGUCAAGGGAGCGAGUUAGUCUUGGAUUAUUGCUUGAUGCAGUUUUUGACGAACUCAUGUCUGGACGACGUGGAGAUGCUGCACAAGAGCUUCCAGAUGUGGGCGAUCUCUAUUCCUUCCUACUGACACUCCAUACUGGAAUGAAUGUUAAUCCUCUUUUUUUUCCGGCCGAGCCUAUGCAAUCAACGAAUGAGCUUCCGAGCUCAAUAUCAUAUGCAAAACAUGGGACCUCACCUCCGGGUACAUUUGAAGAGACUCGCGAAAUGAAGUUAUAUGGUACUUUCUCAGUGCCUCUGAUUCAUGGCUGGCUCCCUGAGGAAGAAUCACCUGCUUAUAUAGCACUCAAGAGAUCUGCUCGAUCAUAUGAAGACGCACAGAACUUGAUGUUUCAUGAAGAAGUGUUAGAAGAAAAGUUAGCUUCUGAGGGUCUCAGCUUCGAGGAACAAGGAAUUUUAGAGGAUAUUUCAACGAUUAAAGCUUUCCUCGCUUCCGCGGCGACUCAACUUACAGCUCAUGGCUUGGAUCUUAUAACUAAAUCUCUAAGUCCAGGCGCUGUAGCGAUUUUGUUUAGAAAUGAUCAUUUUUCUACAAUUUUCCGGCAUCCAACAACUCUUCAACUAUUGCAGCUCGUCACAGAUUCUGGCUAUGCAGGGCACGAGGAAGUCGUAUGGGAAGGUCUUAUUGACGUUAAUGGAGAGAGGGCCGAGUUUUAUUCGGGUGACUUCCGUUUAGUUGGUGGAGCUUCCACAGUACCUCAUGGAAACGAAGAAGGUAAUUGGACCACAGUUACAGGGCGUAGAAAUAAUAAUCGAAGUGAAGCUUCGCAUUCUGCCCCGUCACAGAAUCAGCAGGAGUCGAAUAGUCACGAGCAAGGCAUAAACACUGAACAGGAAGAUCAUGAUCUUGCCUUGGCUCUGCAAUUGCAGGAAGAAGAGGACGAACGUCACCGAAAUGAAACCGCUCGGAGACAAAGAGAAUCGGAGCUAUCACAGCAGUACAUCGAGCAGCAGGGAAAUAAUAGCAACAACAAUAAUGGUUCUGUUAGUCACCGUGGCGGUAGCGGACGGGGUAGUACCAGCGGUCGUGGAGUAAAUAUUCCUGUUCGAAGCUCAACUCGUGGUAGUACUCAAGGCCGCCCCGCAAUUCCACCUCGCAAUAGCAAUAUUGCCAUCGCUCCUGUUGAUUCAGAAGCAGGAAUUGAUGCACCACCUCCUUCGUACGAGCAAGCUGCUACCGAACCGGCCUACCAACCUCCAACUAAUCAUCCAGCCCAUCCAAACGCAAAUCCAAGCCGAACAAGUUCUUACGCAGCAACAUCAGAUAGUCAGCAACGUGUUCCAGCUAACGCGACAGGCCGUCGUAACAAUUCUACAUAUGGUGGCCGUGGAAGGGGUGGUCAGACACUAAUCGAUCAGGUCCCUGGACGCAGGAUCCAAAACCCAAAUCAAUUAUCGACUCCGCAGCAACAUGAAAGACAGAAAGAUUGUGUUGUUAUGUGA